Molecule: messenger RNA, 588 nt
Organism: Octopus bimaculoides (California two-spot octopus)
Lineage: Eukaryota; Metazoa; Mollusca; Cephalopoda; Octopoda; Octopodidae
Biological process (GO): regulation of gene expression
Cellular component (GO): nucleus
Source: RefSeq, a predicted model, not a curated record
AUGGUCAGCAUCAGCGGCAACAGAGCAACGCCCCUUGUCAUGGUGAACAACACACCGGUCCCAGUGACCGAACCGGCCGACGCCGAGACUGACCAGGAUGCAGAAGCCGACGAGGACGGCGACGACGAUGGAGACGACGACUCCUCUUCCUCGGCCCCUUCUCCCAUGUCUCCUGCACCACAACCGCCUCCACAAGCACCGCUGCCCCCACAGCCUGUCACGGCACCAGCCCCGGCUCGCUCUCGGAACACGACGGCAUCGACCGCCGCUCGUUCACGGGCCCGUGCAGCUGCAGCUGCCGCGAUCCCAAAGUCCGACAACUCCUCCAAGCCCUACCACUGCGACGUAUGCAGCAAGCAGUUUGCUCGCCGCGGCACGCUACGCAUCCACAAGAGCACUCACUCCGGAGAGAAACCAUUCCACUGUGACAUUUGCUCGAAACACUUCGGACAGAAGCAUCACCUGAAAACACACAGACGAACUCACACCGGCGAGAAGCCGUUCCAGUGUGUCAUCUGCAGCAAGCAGUUUGCUCGCAGUGACACACUGCUCAGGCACAAACGCAUGCAUAAGACUAGCGACAACUGA